Molecule: messenger RNA, 1548 nt
Organism: Cantharellus anzutake
Lineage: Eukaryota; Fungi; Basidiomycota; Agaricomycetes; Cantharellales; Hydnaceae
Exons: 12
Coding region: 1-1548 (515 amino acids)
Source: RefSeq, a predicted model, not a curated record
AUGAGUGGCGAUGAUCCCGAUCAACUGGACAAGCUGUGGGAACAACUUGCGUUACAACAACGAGACAUUUUUGACAAUCUGCUUUCCAAGAAUUUUUCACUGGAAGCGGAAAACAAGGAACUUCGGGUAGAGUCGGGCGUUCGGAAGAAUGCCUUGGAAGGCGCCAUGGAGAGAAAUAAGGAAUUAGAGGAGAAGAUUGAGGCACUUUCAGCAUCUUUGGAAAACAUGAAGAGGGAAUUGGCUUUGCAGCAGUUUCAACAGUUUCAGUUAACUGAUGUCCAGCAUGGAGACCCAAGUGCCCUCGUCCUCAUCGACGGAGAUGGGUACAUAUUUUCUCCUGGUUACUGGAGGCAAGGGAAGGAAGGCGGGCGACGAGCGGCCGUCGUCCUUCACGAUAUCUUGGCCACUGCAGCUGGCCUGCGGUCCCAAUUGUACGCCAUAAUUUAUUUCAACCGCAGGGGGCUCGGUAACGCCCUCUGCGCCAACAACAUUUGUUUGAAGGACCAGUUUGAGGACUUCAUUGUCGGAUUUAAUCAAUCCACGCCACUUUUUGCCAUGAUUGAUGCCGGUCAUGGCAAAGAGGCUGCGGACGCCAAGAUCAGGGGGACUCUGAGGUUUUUUUCUCGCCUCACCCAAAUCCAACUCAUCCUAUUCGGGGGUGGCCAUGAUAGGGGCUAUUUGACAGAGCUUUCCGCCUUACGGACUGAAGGAUUGCUUCACAAACUAGCGUUGCUAAAAGGGUCCAAGAGGCUGGCUCACGGAUUCGAGUCACUCGCAAUACCGAUUAUCCCUAUUGAAGGUCUUUUUCUUGAGACCAACUUAUCGCAAGUUCAUAAUGCAACACCAACGAAACGACAACCAUCCCACAGGGCAUCCCUGUCUCUCUCCUCUACUGGAACACCUACCUCUGACACCCUGUGUUCGUCCGACCCUAUUAGUAUUGUCGUGUCAGAACAUGGGAACCCUACAGACAGCACAAAGUUGGUUCUUGUGCUGCACAAUAUGAGCGUAUCUGACACUUGGUUACCAGAGCUGUAUGCUUCAAUUACUGAGUCACCUAAAGCAAUGCAAGUUCGUACAUGGAGACAUGCUCACGGAAACCGAACUGGCCCAGUUCAGGCAAGCUUCACCGUGCAAGCAAUUCCAACACCAUGGAUUUUGCGAAGACAUAUCCUGCCUUUAUGGACAUGCCUUGGACUUCGGGAGCUCAGACAUUGGUCACGACCGUCCUUCGGGAUAACUGUCACGGUCCAAGAUACUGGAAGUCAAGGCGGGCAGAGUUCGGUUGCGAGGACCGGUCCUACUACGCCUUCAAGUGAUUCGGAUCUGAGCUGCUUCGUCCCGUUGAUUGACGCGUUAGUACGGUUGAAGGAAUUGGGUCAGGAGAAGCCAAUCCGCUCAGUAGUUGUGGAGAAGAUAGGGACCAAGAGGAUAUUGGAGUUAUAUAAGAAGGCUGGGGUAAACUCGUUUAAAGCAUAUGCGGAGUUGGCGGCAGAUACCGGGCUGGUCGUCAACCUGUUCGACAGAAUUGCCUUGGUUGGAAACUAA